AGUAAAUUACAUAACAGUUUGUAAAGUUCUACGAAACGUUCUGUGAAGAUGCCAAAACGAGUGCUCAUUGUAUUUGAAAUUAGUUUACUCAUUUUAUCGUGCAACUUCUUGUUUGCACACAGCAAUGAAAGUUAUGACGGUAAAAACCAGUCGGCUAUUGCUAUUACGAAAAACAAGUACCAACCAAUAACCAGGCAUAAUGCAAGCAUCGUUGCACCGAUGAACGUUAUAUCAGAAUCGAAAGAUUCGAACCUACAUUCCAAUGUGGAAUGGCCUCAUCCACAUGUAACUACUGCACAAAGUGAUAUAAAUUUGCAAGAUGAAGCAAACACUGGUGUACUUGUGGGUCCUGACAAAAAAGUUGAUGAAAUAAUGGUUUACACUCCAUUGAGCAGUACACGAAACUCGUUUCCAAAGGAACCUUUUCUUACUACAUCACUUGAUAUACGUAACAUACACGACAACAUGCAAUCGUCUAUCAGUACCGAUGAAUCAAAUGCAUAUAAGCAAAUGGUCAGUAAAAACGAAAGAACAACUGAUGGCAUGGAUCCCGCUGAUCGAGUGUCAACCAAAAAGAUCUACAAGUAUAUUCGUAAAGGAGCAAAGAACCAAACGUACGGAAACCUUCCGAUUCCAGCAUCAGUUAUGAGUGACCAGGAGAUGCAAUCAAAUCCAACCAACUACUUCCAUCUAUUCAUGAACCUCUAUGACCAUCACUCAUGGGAUAUAUCGGUCUUUAAAAAUGAACUAAGCUACGAUUGUGCUGUGGACAUGGACAUCUAUUUGGCGCAACUUGUUGCUUCACAAUUAUGGGCGAUGCAAGUGUGUGAUUCAUCAGGACGAUAUGGUGGACUAUCAUUUUUCGGUAACGACUACUGGCUAGGCUCAAAGUCAUCAUGUGAAGAAGUAAAUCACCAAUAUAGUAAUGAAAAUCAGUCGACGUUUGUUGAAAUGCGUUUUUAUGUUGCGACAAUUAAAGUAAAGAUAGCUGACAUUAUGCCUGAAGUCAAGCCUCUACAGCUGGGAGAGUGCUUACCCAAAACAUGUUCCAUUAGAGAUAUAUACAAAAUACUUCAGGAAGACCCAACUUCCAAGAAAAUUUUGGAAUCAAACAAUUGUCAAACAAUGAACUCAACAAAUCACAGUCCUUCCUGUAGCCUGCUAGAUAUAACAAAUCUACGAGAGGUUCCAGGCAGUUACAGUCUCUUUGACGACAGCAGAUUUUAUUUAUUAAGUUCAACAUUGAUCGUUUUGGUAACAACUGUCAUCUUUGCAACAUACUACGAGAGCUCUAUUGGAGGAACUAAAAAGCGUCCAAAAAGCAAUGACAGAGGAUCACAUCCCAAAAUUCCUGAGUCUGAACUUAAAUUUACAGCCACAGAAAAACUAGUCGAGUCAGACAAAGCACAUGAAUUGAUUCAUAUAAGCCGGAACAACAAUUUCGACGUCUGUGUGAAUAAAGAAGGAAUAGAUGCAUCUAUUCUUAGAUCCACACCUCCCAACAAGCACAUAGUAGGCAUUAUUUCAGAUAUUCUUCUAUGUUUUGCCGCAGGGUCAAACUCUAAAACUAUUUUAUCAGUAGCAAAGGCUAGUAAGGAUUCUCUAACAUGUAUUCACGGUAUGAGAUUGUACUCAUUGCUUUGGACUAUAAUGGUGCAUACAUAUUUACAAUUAUUCGCAGUAGGUGAAAAUAGGGUUGCACGUAAAAUCACUGAACGCUCCUUCAGUUAUCAAAUAGUGGGAAAUGCAACAUUUUCGGUUGACACAUUUUUCUUCAUUAGUGGAGUAUUAGUCGUUGUGCUUUAUUUCCGAUCUGCUAAAAAUGAACCAUCGAAAGAGAAACAAAACAGCACUCUUUGCAAUCCAUCAGCGUGCUCAAAAAUCUUGUUCUCAAUUCUGUACCGAUUCAUAAGACUAACACCUGCUUACUUGUUUGUGAUAAUCUUCAACGAGCUCGCCCUAAAAUGGACCUAUGGAAGAUCAGUAUUCACACCAGGAAUAAUAGAUCACAUAACGUGCAAUAAAUAUUGGUGGCGCAAUAUUCUGUACAUAAAUAACUGGUAUUCAUUCAGUGAAAUGUGUAUGAUUUGGUCCUGGUAUCUGGCAAAUGAUAUGCAAUUUUAUGUUGUUGCUAUAAUCGUUCUAACGAUUUCAUCAAGAUAUAUGAAAACAUCGGCAUUUCUACUUGGUUACUAGUGGUGUGCUCGUGGGCUAUAUCUAUUUUUCUUUCAAUUCAUUUUAAUUAUACUUACAAAGUAGCAGAGCCAUUUGAAUCGUUCGAUGUGUUG
Ochlerotatus camptorhynchus is the source of this 2288-nucleotide messenger RNA. Its product is annotated as O-acyltransferase like protein-like. The record is from RefSeq and is a predicted model, not a curated record. NCBI's taxonomy places the organism in Eukaryota, Metazoa, Arthropoda, Insecta, Diptera, Culicidae. Bases 49 to 2196 code for a protein of 715 amino acids. The transcript has 9 exons.